GGUCGAUUUCUUCCCUGGUGGUGGUGGUGGGUGAAAGCAUGCCUCUGAUUGUUGAUUUACUAGACAGCAAGGAGUUGCUGGAGACUUGCAUUGAUGAAGCAACAGGCCUGCCUGCUAGUUUGACAGCUGGAGUUCCAGAAGAGGCAGAUCUUAGCUUUGUUCCUCCUGGCACAAAGGAGACAGCUGCUGAAAAAACAGAUCCUGCUGCAUUUGAAGACGCGUUGAAACUGAAACAUCUGGAGACAGAACCCAGCCCGAUGUCAGCGCCCUGUUCUAACAUAAACAUCAAUGUUAAUAAACAGGAUGAGGUGGUGAAGUUGACAGAGAAGUGUCUUAAUAAUGCAAUUGAGAGCCCAGUAACAGCAUCACAGCGUCUUCCUGCAAACAUAAAGAGCAACAUCCUGAAGGCCCAGGCAGAGGCAGUGCCCAAGAUCACAAGAGAGGAUAGCAUGUUGGACAACAAGAACUCCAAUAUUCACGAUGCCACUGCCAGUAAUGGAUUAGAAGAGGAUAAUGCCAUCUCUGGCCCUGAAGAAUCACUGAUUCCAGCUAUUCUGGAUCCAGCAGAAGAGAUUGCAGUUUUAAAGAGCCAUCCAGAUGACCUUGAUGUUUUGUUAACAUCACUGACUGAGAAUCUAAUUGAUUUUACAGAAACCAUUCCUCGGGUGUCUUCCCCGCCCACAAUUACACCCAGAUGGAUCGUGCCAAGUGGGCUGGUUUCCAAUGGGCCUUUGGGGAAUGAUGUUGUUUUAGCUCUAAAGGCAGUGAAAGGCAGCACCGAAGCAUUGUCACUCCCAGUUGGAUCUCCAUCAUCACAGCAGUCAGCUGAAAUUCUUGCAAGGGCAUGUCUACACUUACCAGGGAUCGAUGCUGCUGCAAUCGAUGCACUGGGGUUUGAUUUAGCAGGUCUAGUGAAUACCCGCUAAAUCGACCACAGAUCACUCUCCUGUCAACUCCGGUACUCCAUCGGAAGGAGAAGCAAGAACUCAACAAUAGCAGAGUGCACACAUAACAAGCAAAAGAAGUUGUCAGACUUAAGGCUGUACCACUUCCUGUACAAGACUAGUUCCUGAAACUGAAAGGCUGUGACUUCCACUGGCAAAGAGCACAAGGAGAAUAAGAACACUGGCACCUAAGGACUUGUUUAAACACUGGAACUGAAAAAGCAACACUCUGCUGUGCAGAUCAGAGUGGAAGGUUUUUCUAACAAAUCUCCCAAGGACCCAGCUACUGAAAUGCCUUGAAAGUCCUAAAAAUCAACACAGAUUGCUACCGAAGGUUGAUACAAGAGUACGGAAAUAGAAGUUACCGUGUCGUUUGCUGUGAAGGCCUAGUCCCGCACUAGGAGGAGUCCAGCCGCAGUCACUGUGUGAACUGGCCUGGAACGCUGUAGCUGAUUGCGUGGGGCUGCUUUUGCCACUGAUUGCCUGCUUCAUGCGUGCUCUCUAAGAAAUACCAGCUAGAAGACUAACAGCCCUUCUGAGCACAUUUUAUCAGCUCAUUUAUAGGGGUGCCUGAGCAGGAGAACAGUAGAGAGGAUCAUCUUUGUUUACUGUCAUCUCAUCUGUCUUGUGAGUUUUCCAGUGAAGACUCAGAAGGUAAAGAGUUUCGAAUUGUCUUGGAAGUUAAAGGCAGCUGACUACUGGACACUCAUCCAUUGCAAACAGUUGUUUUUCUGGCUCCUCCUCCAUUUUGAUAGUUCCACUCAGAUCUAGAAGGCGAGGGAAACCUCUUACAUGCUUGUUCCUCACUCAGAAAGGUCUGCUUCUCCAGUGCAGCUAGGAUACCAGUGGAAAGCAACCCAGGAGGAAAAAAAAAAGAUUUCUCUUCAUGAAACAAAGUAUGCUGGUAAAGAUAUGGGAGCAUGGUGCAUCCAGUUCCAUGAUGUUGGUCUAAUAUCCUCCAAUGUGCUGCUGGAUCUAGAUUUAGGAAUAUAGGAGUUGUUGUACCAGAUCAAAUCAGUGGUCACCUAGUGCAGAAUCCUGUAUCAGAUCUUAAGAGGAAGAUGCAAGAAAUUCUGUAGUGGAAAGUGUAUGGAAUAAAUUGUUCAUAGGGGAAUCUUCUGUCUAAUAUCCAUGUGUUAAUGGCUGACUUAUGUCCUGAAGUGCGAGGGUUUAUAUCUCUUUUAUCUCAUCUGAUGUAACUGUGGAUAUUCUCAUUAUCAUAUAAAUGUUCAAUCCCUUUUUUGAAUCCUAGGUUACUGGCCUAGUGGACAGGGGAGUCUUGGUCUCAGUGAUAUCUUAUCACAGAAUCAUAGAAAUGUAAGAGUGGAAGGGACCUUGAGAAGUCAUCUCCAGCCCCUUGCACCGAGGCAGGACCAAGUGAACUUAGACCAUCCCUGACAGGUGCUUGUACAACCUGUUCUUCAAACCCUCCAAUGACGGGGAUUCCAAACCUCCCUUGGUAACCUACUCCGAUAUUUAACUAUCCUCAUAGUUAGAAAGCUUUUCCUAAUAGCUAACCUAAAUCUGCCUUGCUGCAGAUUAAGCCCAUUACUUCCUGUCCUACCUUCAGUGGACAUGGAGAACAAUUGAUCACAGUUGUCUCUAUAGCAGCCCUUACCAUAUUUAAAGACUGUUACCAAUCUUCUUUUCUCAAGACUAACCAUACCCAGUUUUCCUGGCCUUUCCUCAUAGGUCAGGUUUUCUAAAUCUCUUAUGAUUUUUGUUGCUGUCCUUUGGACACUCUCCAGUUUGUACACAUCUUUCCUAAAGUGUGGCACCCAGAAUUGAAUACACUACUCCAGCUGAGGCCUCACCAGUGCUAAGCAGAGCAGGACAGUUACCUCCCAUGUCUUACAUACAACAUUCUUGAUAAUACACCCCAGAAUAUUUAGCGUUUUUUGCAACUGCAUCACAUUUUUGUGAUUCCCUAUAACCCCCAGAUGCUUUUCAACAGCACCACUACCUACCCCGUUGUUCCCCAUUUUGUAGUUUUACAUUUGAUUUCCUUCCUAAGUUAAGUGCUUGGCUCUUAUCUUUAUUGAAUUUCAUCUUAUUGAAUUCAGAUCAAUUGUCUAAUUUGUCAUAGUCCUUUUUAAGUCUAAUCCUGUCUUCCGAAAUGCUUGCAACCCCUCCCAGUUUGGUCAUCUGUAAACUUUAUAAGCAUACUCUCCACUCCAUUAUCCAAGGCAUUAAUGAAAAUAUUGACUAGUAUCGGACCCAGGACUGACGCCUGCAGGACACCUCUAGAUCCUCCCUCUCAGUUUGACUGCAAACCAUUGAUAAUAACUCUCUGUAAGUAUGGUCUUUGAACUGGCUGGGCAUCCACCUUAUAGUAAAUUCAUGUAGAAUGCAUUUCCCUAGUUUGCUUAUGAGAACGUCAUGUGGAGACCAUGUCAAAAGCCUUACUAAAAUUGAGAUAUAUGACAUCUACUGCUUCUCUCCUGUCCACAAGGCCAGUAACCUUGUUCCAAAGAUUCCAAAGAUGAGUUCCAAAGAUUAUGAUUUUGAUAAAAACAUUUUCAUAAUACCAGAUUUAAACUUGAUGCCUUUCAAUUGCAUUGGAUAUCACCUUAUUUCUGAAUAACUAGAGAGGACAACACAUUUUACCUUCUUAUAAUAUUUUGCCAAACAGAAGAUUUGAUCACUCAUCCUUCCUCUAUUUGCUAUAGCCUAGCCAUGACUGCCACAUUUCUUUAAAUAGCCUUUUCUGAGAGCCUUUGUUGACUGGUUCUCCUGUUGUACACUAUUUUAUUGUCUAAUAGAUUGGAAAGACCUGACCUUCCUUGACAGAAGCCGUGCUGGUGUGACCCUAUAAUAUCAUGUUCAACUCUGUGUUUAAUAAUUUCUGCAGUGCCUUCCAUCCAAGAACCUAUAAGUGUGUCACAAACUUUAAUUAAUUAAGUCUCACAAAGAACUUGUGAGGUAGGUCAGUAUCAUUUCCCCCUGCCCAAUUUUACAGAGUGGCAUGGGGAAACUGAAGUACAAUUAAGAUUUGCCCAACAUCACACAGUGAGUCAGUGCCAGAGCUGCAAUUGGAAUCCAGUCUCAUCUCCCUGUCCUGUGCUCUACUCAACAGACCACACUUAUCUCCUAAAUAGCUCAAAAUAGAUCUCUAAGACGAUGAAAACAAUUGUUUUGAAAUUGCAUGCUUGAUUAUUAUAUUUUAAUUUCUCCUAAGUAAGGAGAAAUUUUAGCAACACGGUUGGUUAGUGUUUUGGUUUUUGUUUGCUCAGUUCACGAGUCAUUUCUACUUACCAGUUUGCCACAUUUUGCUCAUAGUAACACUGACCGUCCCCAGAUAACUAUUCUCAAAGAGAUCUCUGCUGAAAAACAAGGCAUACACUUAAAACACAUUUUGGUCUCUUUAUUGACAACGUUUCAAUGCCCUUUUUCAUGCUCUGUGGCAGUUACACAUAAUAGCGCACAUAACUUUAGCAAAUAGAGCAUAACAAUGUUAUUGCCCCCUGGAGCCUAAAAGAUCUUGCUGCUGGCUAUGUUCUCCUCUCUAAAUGAAAAUGUUGCCUUCGGCACGUGAGAAUAAUUGCAUCUUUAAGAAGUAUCUGCUUGGAUGUGCAAUUCUGUAUUAUGUGUGGUGUCAUCUCUGAAUAAAACAGUGCACAAAGAGA
Dermochelys coriacea (leatherback sea turtle) is the source of this 4570-nucleotide messenger RNA. Its product is annotated as band 4.1-like protein 5. The coding region runs from base 39 to 926 and encodes 295 amino acids. The record is from RefSeq and is a predicted model, not a curated record. The transcript has 14 exons. Lineage: Eukaryota; Metazoa; Chordata; Testudines; Dermochelyidae.